Hermetia illucens (black soldier fly) is the source of this 1216-nucleotide messenger RNA. It is a transcript of the gene Gos28, whose product is annotated as Golgi SNAP receptor complex member 1. Gene Ontology annotation, molecular function: SNAP receptor activity. The record is from RefSeq and is a predicted model, not a curated record. Gene Ontology annotation, biological process: endoplasmic reticulum to Golgi vesicle-mediated transport; vesicle fusion. Gene Ontology annotation, cellular component: Golgi medial cisterna; SNARE complex; cis-Golgi network. The transcript is spliced from 5 exons. NCBI's taxonomy places the organism in Eukaryota, Metazoa, Arthropoda, Insecta, Diptera, Stratiomyidae. Bases 347 to 1033 code for a protein of 228 amino acids.
UUGUGUGUGUGGAGUGCGGAGGGUGUGUAGUGGUUGACAGUUCUGCAGCGAAAUGUCAACCCAUUGAACUGUAGAUGUUUACGUUUUCCCAGUUGUAUUUCAUAGAAAAUACGUGCAAAAGUUGCAAACGGUCCUUUUCGUAAACAAACCGAAGUUAUUUAAUCGAAAUUUCAAAAAGUGUACGGUUCGUGACGACCCAGCUGACGAAAUAAUUGCAAUCAUCCCCAAAUCCAGUGAGUCGGGAACGCUCUGGUAGUACAGUUCUGCACCACUGACUUGUCGGAAUGUCAAAUCUCUAACAACGAAACAAUUCUGACAUUUCAUUAAAGAAGUUUCCACUUCAGCAAUGGGGGUGCCAAGCUAUGACGCGCUCCGAAAACAGGCCCGACACCUGGAAAACGAGGUCGACCUAAAAUUGGUGGCUUUCAGCAAGGUAGGCGCAGGUACAAGUGGCAGUGGCGGAAUCCACGGAGCUGAUACUUCACCCCUUCUUGGCGAACAUGUUUUCGACUCACUUUCCGCGGAAAUUGGACAAAUGCUGGACAGGCUUUCGGAGAUCAAUGAAUCAAUGGCCGAGAUUCCAUCGUCCGGAACUGCAAUGAUGCACACACUACAACGUCAUCGAGAAAUUCUUCAAGGCUAUCGGCAAGAAUUCAAUAAGAUUUGUGCGAAUCAUACAACACGCAUUGAGCGGGAGGAGCUGCUGAGGGGAUCUGGCAUCGCAACUUCCAGUACAGCGUCCUCGGGGCUGAGUCGUCGCGAUAUGUACUUGAAGGAAAGUGCCCAUUUACACAAUUCGAGCGGUUUAAUCAACGAUCAAAUCAGCAUCGCAAUGGAAACCAAGGAGCAUUUACUAUCGCAGCGGCAUGCCUUCAAACGUUUGCAGACCCGUUUCAAUGAUAUAUCGAAUCGAUUCCCGGUUAUAUCCAGUUUAAUGCAGAGAAUCAACAUUCGAAAGCGACGAGAUUCACUGAUUUUAGGUGGUGUAAUUGCUGUUUGUACGAUUCUAUUAAUAUUGUACGCUUUCCACUAAACGAGAGGUGAACGUGUCUAGUUUUGUGUGUCUAUUUCACGUAAAUGGGUAACGAAGCAUUAACGAAAGCAGGUCUGGGCGAAAGAAAGUCUUCAAUUGUUACUUUUUAGACAAGUAAAGUGGAUGGAAAUAAAUAUCUAAAUAUAUGAUGAUAUGUAACAAUAAAUAUUAAUUUGUGAUAAA